CAUUUUCAUUGGCUUUUUCAUAUGUCACUUUCUGUUUCAUCUCCUUUUUUUUUUCUACACAAACAAGCAACCCAAACUAAUCAAUGAAAUGAAAUCAAAACACUCACUUUCUCUUUCCUCAUUUUCACAUGUUAAUUCUUCUCCUUCUUACCACUACUAAUUUAAUCCAUCUUCCUAACAAAGUAACAAUGGUGGUAGUUUUUUCACAACCCCAUUAAUUAUAAACCAACCCGAAUCAUAAAAAAUUAUAAACCCAUCUCGAGGAGAGAGAAUGAUGAAGUGGGUGUGAGUUCUUUUUUUAAUAAUUUUUUUUAAUCAAUUUCUUAAAAAUUCUCCCCCUGUUUUUUUUUUUUUCUUAUAAUUUCUCCUCUUCCUCUUGGCUUAUAAAAGAAGGCAGAAAUUGGGUUGUUAAGAAAAUAAUGUCACAAGAAGAAUCAAAGGAAAUAAACACAAUUGAGCAAUGGAGGUGGUCGGAAAUGCAUGGUCUUGAGCUUACUGGAGAAGCUAAUACUGAAACUUCAAAGUCGACGAUGGCGAACAUGGAGGAUACUGAUAAUAGUAAUAACAGUAACAAUAAUGCGAAGAAAGAAGGAUCAUUGGAAAAGCCAAAGGAAGGUCCUCCAGCAGUUGCAUUCAAAGAAUUAUUCAGAUUUGCUGAUAAUUUAGAUUGUAUUUUAAUGGGGAUUGGCUCUCUUGGUGCUUUUGUUCAUGGAUGUGCUUUGCCUCUUUUCCUUCGAUUCUUUGCUGAUCUUGUUAACUCCUUUGGGUCUUACUCUAAUAACCCUGAUAAAAUGAUGCAAGAAGUUUUGAAGUAUGCAUACUAUUUUCUUGUUGUUGGAGCUGCAAUUUGGGCAUCUUCAUGGGCAGAAAUUGCGUGUUGGAUGUGGACGGGAGAAAGACAAACAACAAAGAUGAGGAUUAAGUAUUUGGAGGCAGCAUUGAGUCAGGACAUUCAGUACUUUGAUACUCAAGUUAGAACUUCUGACAUUGUUUUUGCAAUUAACACUGAUGCUGCACUUGUUCAAGAUGCCAUCAGUGAGAAGUUGGGUAGUUUCAUUCAUUAUUUGGCAACAUUUGUGACUGGUUUUGUGGUGGGAUUCACUGCUGUGUGGCAAUUAGCUCUUGUAACCCUUGCUGUUGUUCCACUAAUUGCUGUUAUUGGUGGGAUUCAUACUACUACAUUAGCUAAGCUCACUAGCAAGAGUCAAGGAGCUAUGUCUCAGGCCGGGAAUAUCGUCGAACAGUCAUUUGUUCAAAUUCGGGUGGUUUUCGCGUUCGUUGGCGAAUCAAAAGCUCUUCAGGCGUACUCGGCCGCAUUGAAAACUGCCCAAAAGCUUGGGUACAAGAGUGGACUAGCAAAAGGUUUGGGAUUGGGAGGAACCUAUUUCGUUGUGUUUUGUUGUUAUGCUCUUCUUCUUUGGUAUGGAGGUUAUCUUGUUAGGCACCACUUGACAAAUGGAGGACUUGCCAUUGCUACUAUGUUUGCUGUCAUGAUUGGUGGAAUAGGUUUGGGGCAAUCAGCUCCAAGUAUGAGUGCAUUUGCCAAGGCAAAAGCGGCAGCUGCCAAGAUUUUUAUGGUAAUUGAUCAUAAACCAAGUAUUGACAGAAUCAAGGAAUCAGGGAUUGAAUUGGAAUCAGUUACCGGGUUAAUCGAGCUAAAAAAUGUCGAAUUCGCAUAUCCGUCUAGGCUGGAUGUCAAAAUUCUUAACAACUUCUCUCUAAGUGUACCUGCUGGGAAAACCAUAGCUCUAGUUGGUAGUAGUGGAUCUGGGAAAAGUACCGUGGUCUCUCUAAUGGAGAGAUUUUAUGAUCCCACUCAAGGACAAGUUUGUCUAGAUGGGCACGACAUAAAAACAUUAAAGCUUCGAUGGCUAAGGCAGCAAAUAGGGUUGGUGAGCCAAGAGCCUGCUUUGUUUGCUACCAGCAUCAAAGAAAACAUACUUCUAGGCAGACCAGAUGCUACCAUGCUUGAGGUUGAAGAAGCGGCUAGAGUUGCCAAUGCCCAUUCCUUUAUUAUUAAGCUUCCUGAUGCCUUUGACACUCAGGUAGGUGAAAGAGGGUUGCAGCUCUCUGGAGGACAAAAACAAAGGAUUGCUAUUGCAAGGGCAAUGCUUAAGAACCCGGCAAUACUUCUUUUAGAUGAAGCAACUAGUGCAUUGGACUCCGAAUCAGAGAAGCUCGUCCAAGAGGCCCUUGACCGGUUUAUGAUAGGCAGAACAACUCUUGUUAUUGCCCACCGUCUCUCCACUAUUCGCAAGGCUGAUCUUGUGGCUGUACUUCAGCAAGGAAGUGUAUCUGAGAUUGGAACCCACGAUGAGCUUAUGGGCAAAGGAGAAACUAGUGUAUAUUCCAAGCUCAUUCGCAUGCAAGAAACUGCUCAUGAAACAGCUAUGCAUAAUGCCAGAAAGAGUAGUGCCAGGCCUUCGAGUGCGAGAAAUUCAGUAAGCUCGCCCAUUAUUGCACGGAACUCUUCGUAUGGGCGGUCACCUUAUUCUCGACGGCUCUCUGAUUUCUCCACUUCUGAUUUUAGUCUCUCUCUUGAUGCCACCCAUGCAAGUUAUAGGGCUGAGAAGCUGGCAUUCAAAGAGCAAGCCAAUUCCUUUUGGCGUCUUGCUAAAAUGAAUGCUCCUGAAUGGCCUUAUGCAUUGGUUGGUUCUGUUGGCUCCGUUAUAUGUGGUUCACUCAGUGCCUUCUUUGCUUAUGUUCUCAGUGCUGUCCUUAGUGUCUACUAUAACCCAGACCAUGCUUUCAUGAUCAGAGAAAUCGCCAAAUAUUGCUAUCUACUCAUUGGACUUUCAUCCGCUGCCCUCAUUUUUAACACGCUGCAGCAUUUCUUCUGGGAUGUGGUUGGUGAGAAUCUAACAAAAAGGGUGAGAGAAAAAAUGAUGGCAGCUGUAAUAAAGAAUGAGAUGGCAUGGUUUGACCAGGAAGAAAAUGAGAGUGCCCGAGUUGCUGCUAGGCUUGCUCUUGAUGCCAAUAAUGUACGAUCGGCUAUUGGAGAUAGGAUUUCUGUUAUAAUGCAGAACUCUGCUCUUAUGCUUGUUGCUUGUACUGCCGGGUUUGUUUUGCAGUGGCGUCUUGCUCUUGUACUUAUAGCUGUGUUCCCAGUUGUUGUUGCUGCUACUGUUCUGCAGAAAAUGUUUCUGAAAGGUUUCUCUGGAGACCUGGAAGCUGCUCAUGCAAAGGCUACACAGUUGGCAGGAGAAGCGGUGUCAAAUGUGAGAACUGUAGCUGCCUUCAACUCAGAAUCAAAAAUUGUUGGGCUUUUCAGUAGGAAUCUUGAAACUCCUUUACGACGUUGCUUCUGGAAGGGGCAGAUUGCAGGUAGUGGAUACGGAAUAGCUCAGUUUGCUCUUUAUGCUUCAUACGCUCUUGGUCUUUGGUAUGCUUGUUGGCUUGUGAAGCAUGGAAUCUCUGAUUUCUCAAAGACAAUUCGGGUUUUCAUGGUUCUUAUGGUAUCUGCUAAUGGUGCUGCUGAGACCUUAACCUUGGCACCUGAUUUCAUCAAGGGAGGCCGUGCAAUGAAGUCAGUGUUUGAGCUUCUUGAUCGAAAAACUGAGAUUGAACCCGAUGAACAAGAUACUACACCAGUUCCUGAACGCCUUCGUGGGGAGGUAGAACUGAAGCAUAUUGAUUUCUCGUAUCCCACACGUCCUGAUAUAUCCGUGUUCCAAGACCUCAACUUGCGGGCACGAGCAGGGAAGAUCCUUGCCUUGGUGGGUCCCAGUGGAUGUGGUAAGAGUUCUGUCAUUUCCCUUGUCCUUCGAUUCUAUGACCCAUCGUCUGGUAGAGUCACGAUUGAUGGUAAGGACAUCAGAAAGUACAACCUCAAGUCGUUAAGACAGCACAUAGCAUUAGUCCCUCAAGAACCAUGUCUGUUUGCUACCACCAUUUACGAUAACAUUAAGUAUGGAAACGAGAAGGCAACUGAAACAGAGAUUAUAGAAGCAGCAACCCUAGCAAAUGCUCACAAGUUCAUAUCAUCCAUGCCUGAGGGAUACAAGACACAAGUAGGAGAAAGGGGAGUUCAAAUGUCAGGGGGACAAAAGCAGAGGAUUGCACUUGCUAGAGCUUUUGUAAAGAAGGCAGAGAUAAUGUUAUUAGAUGAAGCAACCAGUGCACUUGAUGCAGAGUCUGAAAGGUCUGUUCAGGAAGCGUUGGACCGUGCUUGCGCAGGAAAGACUACGAUUGUGGUGGCCCACAGGCUAUCAACCAUUAGAAAUGCUCAUGUCAUUGCUGUUAUCGAUGAAGGGAAAGUAGCAGAACAAGGAUCGCAUUCACAUCUAUUAAAGAACUAUCCUGAUGGCUGUUAUGCCCGAAUGAUACAGUUGCAAAGAUUCUCACACGCUCAACCCAUCGGGGGGAUGACUUCAGGUUCAGGAUCAACCUCUUCCACUCGCGCAACAGAGGACCAAGGGAAAGAAAAUUGAUCGCCAUUAAAGGAGGGAGGAUUUCCAAAUUUAGUAUAAACAUAGAUAGAGGGAAAACAAGUAUAUCCAUCCCUUCUCAUCAGUUUCGAAUUCUUGAUUUUUGCUGUCAUAUAAUAGAGCAUAUUGUGUAUGUCUUAUCUGGUUUAGAUUAAAUUAUAAUUAUGAAAUAUAGCGUUUUUAUCCAAAA
Messenger RNA from Spinacia oleracea (spinach), 4617 nucleotides. RefSeq names its product ABC transporter B family member 1. The record is from RefSeq and is a predicted model, not a curated record. Gene Ontology annotation, biological process: oligopeptide export from mitochondrion. Lineage: Eukaryota; Viridiplantae; Streptophyta; Magnoliopsida; Caryophyllales; Amaranthaceae. Gene Ontology annotation, cellular component: mitochondrial inner membrane. Gene Ontology annotation, molecular function: ATP binding; ABC-type oligopeptide transporter activity; ATP hydrolysis activity. Bases 420 to 4430 code for a protein of 1336 amino acids. The transcript has 10 exons.